This is a messenger RNA of Myripristis murdjan (pinecone soldierfish), 5989 nucleotides long. RefSeq names its product discs, large (Drosophila) homolog-associated protein 1b (gene dlgap1b). Gene Ontology annotation, cellular component: glutamatergic synapse; postsynaptic specialization. Gene Ontology annotation, molecular function: molecular adaptor activity. Lineage: Eukaryota; Metazoa; Chordata; Actinopteri; Holocentriformes; Holocentridae. Gene Ontology annotation, biological process: signaling. Bases 1 to 3072 code for a protein of 1023 amino acids. The transcript has 10 exons. The record is from RefSeq and is a predicted model, not a curated record.
AUGACGAUGAAAGGCCUGCCCAGCAGCCGCAGCCACCACCACACGGUGACCUGCGACCCCUCUUAUGACUCCAUGACCCUGGGGCAUUCGGACCGUCGGCCCUACUUUCUGAACCCUGGGGAGGCUCACCCCGCUGACCACCCCUACUACGCCGAGCGCAACUCCUUCCAGUCUGAGUGUGGCGCCUACACCGAUGUGGCCAGCUGCACUUUCCCUCGCAGACACUACAGCUCCCACCACGAGCUAAAGGAGGAGUGCAGCGCAGUGGUGCCUUACACAGGGGGGCCAACAGGGAGCAGUAAAGGAGGCGGAGGAGGCGGCGGUGGUGGAAAUAACAACCGUAUCCCUCCUAAUCUGUUAGAGCAGUUUGAGCGGCAGGCACCAGUGCGACGUGACGGCUACCACACGCUGCAGUACAAACGUACCGCGGUAGAGCACCAGCGCAGUGACAGCCCUGGCCGAAUCCGCCAUCUGGUGCACUCCGUCCAGAAGCUCUUCACCAAAUCCCACUCCUUGGAGGGGCCGUCAGGGUCUGGAGGAGGGAGUGGUGGGAGAAUGAAUGGUGGCAAAGCCAGCCCAGAUGACCCACCCUCCUCCUCUGGCACCCUGAAGCACAGCAAGCGCAGCAAGAGCAAAGAUCGCUCCAAGUCCGAGCCCAAGAUGCGCACUGCCAUCUCAGGCUACUGGAGCUCAGACGACACACUGGACCGGGAGGUGUGUCUCUACCACCACCAGCACGGGGGCAGCGGUGGGGGCCCGCCCUCUGGGGUGAUGACCAUGGGGCGGCGCCCGGACAAGUCCCAGUCGCAGUACUUCAUGGAGUCCUACAACACCAUCAGCGCCCACUCCCUCAAGACGUCACGCAGCAACAAUGAUGUGAAGUGUUCAACAUGCUCUGCAGGCAGCAGUAGCGCGCUGCCGCUGGUGAGCGGACUGGACACCCAGCUGCAGCUGAAGAAGAGCUCGUGGUCUUCAACCCUGACAGUGAGCAGGGCCAGAGAGGUCUACCAAAAGGCCUCAGUCAACCUAGAUAAAGCCCUGGUGAAAGCUGAGCAGGGACGCACCUGCCACUUCCUACAGGUGCCCCAGGAUGAGUGGAGCGGUUUCUCUCCGCUGGGGAAAGACGAUGAGAUCCCGUGCCGGAGGAUGCGCAGCGGGAGUUACAUCAAGGCCAUGGCAGAGGAGGACAGCGGCGACUCGGACUGCAGUCCCAAACCCUCGCCUAAGGUCCAGGCACGGCGGGCCAGCUACCUGAAGGCCACCCAGCCGUCCCUCACUGAGAUGACCACACUCAAGAUUUCCACAGAGCAUUCUCCCAAGCUGCAGAUCCGGAGUCACAGCUAUCUACGGGCGGUGAGUGAGGUUUCCAUCAAUAGGAGUCUGGACAGCUUGGACCCGGCAGGGCUGCUGGCCUCGCCAAAAUUCCGCUCGCGAAACGAGAGCUACAUGAGAGCCAUGAGCACCAUCAGCCAGGUGAGCGAGGUGGAGGUGAACGGGCAGAUUGAGGCGGUGUGUGAGUCAGUGUUCAGUGAGAUGGAGUCGCAGGCGGUGGAUGCCCUGGACCUGCCCAUGCCGGGCUGCUUCCGCAUGCGGAGCCACAGCUACGUGCGUGCCAUCGAGAAAGGCUGCUCCCAGGAAGAGGAGGAGGGAGGCGUCAUGGUGGGCACCAGGAGGGCCAUCUCGCCCCCACGCACCACCACCACUGUCAGAACCAUCCAGAGCAGCACAGUGUCAUCAUGCAUCACUACCUACAAGAAGACCCCUCCCCCCGUCCCGCCGCGGACUACCCCAUCCAAACCCUUCAUAUCCAUCACAGCCCAAAGCAGCACCGAAUCGGCUCAGGAUGCCUACAUGGACGGGGGCAGCGGCUCGCGGUCGGGCAUCAGCUCCCAGCAUGGCCUGUCCAACUCCACGGAGAGCAUCGACAGCAUGAAGGCCCUGACGGCCGCGAUCGAGGCGGCUAACGCUCAGGUGCACGGCCCCGCCAGCCAGCACGUCACCAACAGCACCAUCACCAUCACCGCCACCGCUACCACCUCCGCUGUCGCCCACGUCUCCGCCGACAACAAGGCACAGAAGGAAGCACUCCGCAAGUGCCUCUCCAUAGGGAUCCAGGUGGACCCAGAGGAAGCAGGGCCAACAGAGGAACAGUCCAAGUUCCAGUCAAUAGGCAUUCAGGUGGAGGAUGAGCGAUGUUACCGCAGGAUGACGCGCUCCAACAGUGUAACCACUGCUGUGCAGGCUGACCUCGAUGACCCUGCAGACGUCCCAGAGCUCCCACCACGCCACUGUGCCACCAUGCCGCGGCAGCACUCCCGUGAUGCUGCCACCUCCACCGUCAGUAUUCAGGGCUCCGGGAACCACUACCAUGCUUGUGCCGGGGACGACUAUGGGGACGUGGGCUUCGACCCGUCCAUCCUGCCCCCUCCAGACCCCUGGAUGGACAGCGUGAUUGAGCCUGUGGAAGAGGCCCUGGAGGCCGUGGGCCGAUCGGUGUGUCCCCGCGAUGGCCACUGGUUCCUCAAGCUGUUGCAGGCCGAGACAGAGCGCAUGGAGGGCUGGUGUAAACAGAUGGAGCAGGAUGAGACGGAGAAUGAGCUGCCUGAAGAGAUCCUAGGGAAGAUCCGCAGUGCAGUGGGGAGCGCCCAGCUGCUGAUGUCCCAGAAGUUCCAGCAGUUCCGGGAGCUGUGUGAGGAGAAUCUGAACCCAAAUGCACAUCCGCGGCCCGUGUCCCAGGACCUAGCAGGUUUCUGGGAUAUGCUUCAGCUGUCCAUCGAGAACAUCAGCCUGAAGUUUGAUGAACUCCACCAGCUCAAAGCCAACAACUGGAAACCUCUGGACCCCCCAGAAAUUAAGGAGAGAAGGAUGCCCCCUCCCGUGCCAAAGAAGCCCCAGAAAGGCCACCCUCCUCUGGCUAGGGACCGCUCCCUGGAGAGCUCUGAGCGCCAGCGCCUGGAGGCUCGCAAACGCCUGCUGGCUGCCAAGCGUGCCGCCUCGGUCCGACAGAGCUCUGCCACUGAGAGCGCAGACAGUAUCGAGAUCUAUAUCCCUGAGGCUCAGACCAGACUAUGAGACACACAAACACGUGUACCACAUGCACACACACACCUGUAUAAGACGUGACACCUCACACACACACACGCAGAAAUGCUCGCAGCAGCAACACUGAAUGGUGAGGGUAGGGUGCUAACACAACAUCACCACAUCUUUGUUGACUUCCUACAGCAGGGUGAGGUCGGUUACGGCAGAGUCGUUCCAACAAGACUUGGACAUUUAUUUAUUUAUUUAUUCCCCCCAUUUCCUAUUCCCAGCUUUGAUGUAGCACUCCCUCCCUCCCCGCCCCGUACUCCCAAAGAAACACCUAAAAAAUUCCCUUUUUCCUUUCAACCAAUACUCCAUCAAGUGACCUGCUAUCACAAAGUGAGCCAGGUGUAGCACAGCAGCGAUGCUUCAUGUAUCACAUUUCAGGUGCUGAGAAAGACAGCAGAGGAGAACAGGGAGGGAAGAGCAUGUGUGUGCACGAGAAUGAAACACACACACACACACACACACACACAUACAGACACACAUACACGAAGGCAUGACUGAUGCAUGUGAUCUGUUUCUGGCAGAGAGCAGAUUACUCUUAAGACCUGUAGAUGCAUAUUUGAUAUUUAUCCCAGAGACGGCUCACCUCUACAGGAAGCAAUCAGAUGUCGUGUCAGCAAAACACUAGAGAUGAUCGUGCCACAUGUGCUAAACAUGUGGUACUAAAUCUCUGGCGCCUCCGAAAAGCUAUAUUUUUUGUUUGAUAUUCUAUGCUUUGUUUGUAUUAUCAAAUUGCACUAUUAUGUUAACUCACAUUUUCUGUAUCAAGGUACCACAAGACUCUGAAAAUACCGUAAGCUUAAAAGUUUUUUAUUUGUAUCAUACAUUUAAAAGCAGAACAGGGUCAGGAGAGGGAUUUGGUGAAAAACACUGGUCGACAAGAGAAGAAAAUCACAGUGUUAGAUAGUGACACAAUUCUCCCUCUGUUUGAAAGUGGGUCCUUCCAGUGGCAAGAGGUGACCCAGGAGAGGAGGGAUCAAAAGGUCAGGCGGUGCUCCCCCAGGUGAGGCCAAAUGGCUAUUCAACCAGGAGCAGAUUUCGAGGCUAUUAGUUUGCAGCGAGCGCAGUUUUCUGAAAGAAUCAGUGUUGUGUAGUAUCACAAACCUUUUCUCUGUGUGUGUGCGUGUGUGUGUGUGCGUGUGUGCAUGUGUGUGUUUUUACUCAACUGCUCAUUUCAGAAGUGCUUCCUAUUUUCUAGGUUCACUGGGGCCUAGUUAUUACAGAUGAUUAAAGUAGCAGCAUUGACAAACUGUAAACAAGCCACCCAUCCUGUCCAUCAUUUUAAACUGAGCAAAACAUGUUUGUAUAAAGAGCAUAUUAUGACAUUUCAUGCAUGCUGACACAAAGUAAUUGAUAUUUUUGUCUUCGCCAUCCUGUACCUUUUUUCCUUUUUUUACUGUUUUCAUUCUCUCUCAUUUUGUGUCUUGGCAUUUCAGAUGAAAUGAUCAUCGAAAAUACUGAUAUCUGGUACUAUAUUGGUCAUGGUACUAUAUUUUAUUAUGCCAUUUUCAGAAAAAAAAGGUUUAUUGACAGUAUUGAGACUAAUGGACUGAAAAGGGACUUUUUUCUCCUCACUGUGUGCACUAUCUCUGCCUCCAAAUGAAGCAAUUAUCCGAAGGUCCUAUAAAAUCCAAUUUCUAAUGUUUUGUAUUCAUGUUUUAUUUAUUGAUUAGGAAAAACUGACUGUUUAUCAACAUUGUAAUUGUUAUAAUGCACUGACGACAAGGCCCUUAUACUGUGUUUAUGUUUUUUUUUAUGUUGGCUCUUUAGCAUGACAGGCACCUUUGACUUUCUGUUUCAGUGAUCAGCCUUAAUUUCUAACAUGAUAGUCGAGCACAACAACAGCCUCAGGGGAAGAAGAAAAUGUGUGCGUGUGUGUGUGUGUGUUCGUUUGUUUGUUUGUUUGUGUGAGAGAGGGAGAGAGAGCGAGAGAGAGAGAGAGAGAGAGAGAGAGGAAAUGAUUGUCAAUGUAACUACAUGUGACUGUAUGUGACCCAUGAAUAGGCUUUGUCUCUUACUGUAUAUAACCCCAGUCACCAGGAUGGGCCAUGACCUUAAAUAAGGGAGUCAUGCCACUUGCGGUCCAUGCCAUCUUCUGAAUGAUGUUUCUAUUCCAGACCUCAGCCCUAACCAGUUCAUCAUAACAAGGUAUUUUUGUCAGCUGCUUGAAUGUGGAGACAAUCUUAAGCCGGUUUACCGUCACAUCAUAGUUGUGAUAACAGAAUAGCAGGAAUUUGUGUUGUCCAGUCUUCUGUUUUGAUUUGAUUUCGGUUUUGUGCCAUCGGGUAACAAUAGGGAGGGAUUGAUUCCUGCUGAGUGUCCCCAGUAUUGCUGUUACUGAACGGCUACACAAUGUUCUUACCUAAAGUUUUGAUAGAGAGGCGUCCAGUUUGUUUGUGAUGGAACUCACGUGAUGAAGUAAGCGUACUGUAUGAUUUAUAUAUCCUUUAGUUGGUCAAUAUGAAUUUUAGAGAGAAUACAUAAAAAGUAACAAUAGUUCUAACUUCAUGCCACUAGAUCAAGGUCAUUUUAGUAUUUUUUACUUUGGAACUUGUAUUUGAAUUGAACUGUCUGUCAAAAGAUUGACUUACUAUUUAUGUUUAUUAUAUUAACAUAUCAAUAUAAUACCCCUGGUAUAGCAGGGUGUGGACAUAGAAACCAGAAUGUUGGAUUGUGGUUCAUUGCCAAACUAAAGACACUUCAGCAAUCCUGGCAAUUCUGAGGCUUGUGAUGUAGUUAUAUUAAGACAAAAACAUUUAAAUGAACAUUUGUACAUAAAUGAAUGUUUCCCUAUGUAAAUGUAAACUAAAAAAAAAAAAAACAAUCAAAUAACCUAUUAAGCAGAUAUACAUUUUGUAAUUAAUGUUAUUACACUGUUGAUGUUAUGGCACGUGUAUGAAAA